UGCGCCCCUUACAAAGCGAGUAACAUUUUCUACACAUAAUUGUUGUUCACUCUAAAAUGUGUAAUGUGUCUUAACGUAAAAUGCUGCUCUAACUCGGUGGUAAACACUGAACCCUAAAACUCCCAAGAUCUGAUUGUGUGUUUUCCCCUCUAAGAGCAAUUGUAGCUUCUCGCGUGAUCUCCAGACAAUUUCAUGAUAUUAAACACAACUUGUUAUAUUAUCAGCAAGGAGGAUAAAAUGUUUUGAGAUCAGAACUCUCCUCCAUCAUACUUCAAUGUGUACAUACCUCUUACUAAAAAAGUAAACAAGUUUUAAGUCUGCAUUAUAAGUUAAUUGGACCAAGUUUUUUUCUGCUCCAAAUUAUUGCAUAGGCUUGAAGUAUGUGGGCCAAAUCUGAGUGGAAAAAACAAGGUCCCAUAACUUACAGUAUUGACUAGGAAAUAAGAGUGACCAGCUCAAUUGCUUGUGUGAUGUACUAUUUGGAUAGUAUAUUCCAGAUUUUAUCUUCUGCCUCAUGCAUGUAGCUAUAAUCAUAAAAAGCUGUUGUCUAUUGUUGGAUCCUUCAAGCCCAUGACACAAGAGAAUCUGUAGAGUUACAAAAGUAAUAAGACUAAUACGAACAGCAUGUCUGCACGAAGCAUUGAAGACAAACCACCGUCUCUUGCUGAGGGCUUCACUCCUCCAAAACCUAGGAACCUGCCCAGAGAUCGAACACCUUGGGGCGAUGUGAAACUUCCGAUAGACAUUAUGUUACUCACAGUUAAGGACUGCGAGUUUUUAAGUUGCUAUAAGUUGUUAAAGAACUCCUUCAAAAGCUACACCCUGGCACUUGGUGAUGUUUAUUUUGGGGGAAUAGGUAUAGAUGAACCCUUGAAAGUGGCGCUAAUGAAAUGCCAGGAGGGUUCAAACACAACUGGUGGGUCAACAAUCGUCGUGAAAAAUGCCGUUACUAUACUCAAGCCUAAGGCAGUGUUCGCUGUGGGGUGCUGCAGUGGGCUGCAGCGUUGUGAAACGCGACUGGGAGACGUAGUCGUGUGUUCUAAGAUGACUCAAUAUGCUUCUCGAAUUGUCCAGAGUGGUGAGGUCCAAUCAACAGGUGCUACUCGUGUUCCCGUAAGUCGAAACAUGUUGCAACUUAUCAAGGAUGCAGCUGCUGGUUGGAAACCACCAUUGCGCGACCCUUCCUCACGAGAAAUUGAAGUUCAUUGUGAUGCGGAGUAUCUGAGUGGCCCAGAGUUUGUCUGUGACAAACAGAGAUAUGACGAACUGAUUCGUCUUUAUCCCGAUGCAAAAGCAAUUGAUAGGGAGGGUGAAGGGGUUUAUGUUGCGGCGUAUGACUUGAAAAUGGAAUGGGUUGUCGUUAAGGGAAUAUCAGGCUAUGCAGAUGGCACUGGAGGAGUUAGCGAUGAGUGGAAGACCUUUGCAAGUGUAAUGGCAGCCUCAGUUGUGGAAAAUAUGUUGUAUGGUUCCGUUGUUUUCCAAAGCUGGCCACAUUAUAAAGAAUCAAGUGACAUCGGUGCAAGUGUACCUGCAUCAGCAGGGAGCCCGGGUAUAGAGCGUCCAGAGGUUAUCACUGCCAUGGACAACAAAGUCAAGAAUGGCAAGCCCAGUGACGAAGAAUUAGAGACAAUUUCGAGAAACAUCGGCGUAGACUGGAAGCCACUUGGAAGACGUUUAAAGUUUAAGGAACCAGAACUGGACGCUUUUGACGAAAACCAUAAAGAAUUCACCGAAAAGCCAUAUCAAAUGUUGCUUCACUGGAAAAGAAGAGAGGGUGAAAAAGCAACCUAUCUUGUCUUACAUGACGCCCUAUGUCAUGACUUGGUAACCCGUAAGGAUUUGGCGAACGAAAUAUGCUGUCAAUGAGAGACUUAAAUGACUUUUCAGUAGUUGCUGAUGCAAAUAGGUUUUUUGAAAUAAGGACAAAACGAUCAACAGUUGUCCAAAAAUAAUCUGUCGGCUUCAAUAAUGAGUUACUCUUUCAAAGGUAAUGGCAUUUAUACACCAGUUUUUCCCAUUAGAUUUUUAAGUUAGAUGGAUGGUGAGCUGGAAUCUCAUGAUACGUUUUCCUUGUCAUACGUUGUUUUUAUUUUCGUUGCAUUUUAAAUCGUAUAUAUUGUAUUAAUCUAUCAAGGAGCUUUUUUUUACAAAUUAUAACUCCCCUGAAAAAUCCUGCCUUCAAUUAACAUUGAUGAUAAUUCUAAAGCGAUUGCUUGUACUAUAAUUGCGAUUCCACUUCAUUACUACCAUGUAAUGAAGUAGUCAAAACAAUAUUAGCUCUUUAAUAUACAACAACACAAAUCCAUGCUGAGUGGACACUACGUACGUGUUUACAUUUAGAAACUCUCUGCCUUCCCAGGACUUCAUCGCCGUAAAAAAUUGACCCAACCAUUAUAUAGGAUUAUAAUGCUAAUAAUC
Molecule: messenger RNA, 2418 nt
Organism: Pocillopora verrucosa
Lineage: Eukaryota; Metazoa; Cnidaria; Anthozoa; Scleractinia; Pocilloporidae
Source: RefSeq, a predicted model, not a curated record